Symbiodinium pilosum is the source of this 549-nucleotide messenger RNA. The record is from the annotation of a GenBank genome assembly. NCBI's taxonomy places the organism in Eukaryota, Dinophyceae, Suessiales, Symbiodiniaceae.
AUGUCACGGUUGCUAGCGCUAUUCUUUGCUGUCGGCGCGGAUGCAGCCACCUGCGGUGAUCUGAAGGCUUUCUACAAGAGCGAGCAGUGCUGUGGCGCGCCCACCCAGGCACUGUCUGUAACACCACCUGGCUGCCCUUACAACUUUGCCAAGCCCGCUUGCAGCAGCGCGGAGCCUCAGACGCCUCGUGACCUGACGCCGGGCGCGUCCGGCACGAUGACACCCAAGGCAGCGACCCUGAACGACGCACAGGCCAACUUCCUCCCGCUUGUGAACGUGCACUUCCACCUGGGUGCUGAGCACAAGUCAGAGUCCUACAUGAACUCCACCGAUGCCGAUGCUUAUGAUGCGGCAUCCUCCGGCCGCCGCCUUGCGGAGAACCCGCGGCCCGGCUUCAUGUGCGCUACCGAGAACCUGACUGCUGCGCAGAUGGCGCCGUACACCUUUCAGCACUGCAAGGGAGACGUGGCAGUGGGCAAAUCCUACGAAAUCCACUACGUGCACUCCUCCGCGGGCACGGACGCAGAUCCCACAGAUGCCAUCAACGCA